Panicum hallii is the source of this 2023-nucleotide messenger RNA. RefSeq lists its product as uncharacterized. The record is from RefSeq and is a predicted model, not a curated record. The transcript has 2 exons. The coding region runs from base 56 to 1765 and encodes 569 amino acids. NCBI's taxonomy places the organism in Eukaryota, Viridiplantae, Streptophyta, Magnoliopsida, Poales, Poaceae.
UACACCACUAGUCCACUACUAGCAAAGCCUAGCUCACUUCGCACGACCAAAGCCGAUGCGUGCUCACCCAAUUCGACACCGAUACGUCGCCGCCAUGAUGAACGUCGUGGCCAUCGGGCUCGUGCUCUCGACCCUAGCCGCCGCGGGGGUCUGGUCGCCGUCGCCCGCGCCGCCGGCCGAGCCGCACGGCGACUACGUCGUCCGGGAGGGGCGCCGCGUGGUCAUCGUCGAGUACGAGCGCGAGGUCCCGCUCUCGGGCGAGGACGGCGGCACCGUCAAGGUCAAGGAGACGCGCGUCCUGCCCCCGGAUGCUCUCGACGGCGUCGAGGGCCAGGGCGUCGGCGGGGUCUUCGAUGGAGCGAAGGGCGUGGUCUCCGACGCGGCCGGCAGGGUGGCCGGCGCGGCGGAGGAGGGCAAGGAGCGGCUGUCCGACGCCACGGAGGGCGCCAAGGGCGGCGUCCUCGGCGCGGUCAAGCGGUGCAAGGACAGGCUCUGCGGCGCGGGCAGGAGAGUCGAGGAGGGUGCCAAGGACGCGGCGUCCCGCGUUGAGCGUGGCGCGGAGGACGCGGCGAGGGGCGCCGUGGAGACGGUGUCGGACGCCAAGGACAGCGCCGAGAGCAAGGCGUUCGACGUCGCGCAGCAAGGGAAGGACGCCGUGAAGGGGGCCAAGGACAAGGCGUCCGACGCGGCGCAGCAAGGGAAGGAGACCGUGAAGAGCGCCAAGGACAAGGUCUCCGAGGCGGCCGGCAAGGCCAAAGAGAAGGCGUCCGACGUCCAGCACGGAGCAGCCGAAGCCGCCAAGAGCGCGAAAGAUCGGGUGUCCGAGGUGGCCAAGCACGCCAAGGACAGCGCCAAGGAGACCGUCCGGGGCGCCAAGGACAGGGUCUCCGACAUGGCCGAGAGGGCCGAGGAGUACGCGGAUGACGCCGCGGAGCGCGCGGCGGACACGGCCGCGGAGGCCGAGGCGGCCGUGAAGGCGAAGGCCGGCGAGGUGCGGAAGAACCUGACGGACAUCGCGCGGCGUGCCCGCGACGUUGCGUCCGACGCCGCGGCGUACCUACUCGGCGGGCCCCGGGAGGCCGCCCGCACCGCGACGGCCGUGAUGCACCUCCUGGGCUUCGCCACCGCCUACGGCACCUGCGUGUGGGUGACGUUCGUGUCCAGCUACGUGCUCGCGGCGGCGCUGCCGCGGCAGCAGCUGGGCAUGCUGCAGAGCAAGCUGUACCCGGUGUACUUCCGCGCCAUGGCGUACGGCGUCGGGCUGGCGCUCGCCGCGCACCUGCUGGGCCGCGAGCGGAGCUCCGCCGCGGCGCGCGCGCAGAGCUUCAACCUCCUCGCCGCGCUGGCGCUAGUCCUCGCCAACAUGCUGCUGCUCGAGCCGAAGGCCACCAAGGUGAUGUUCGAGAGGAUGAAGGUGGAGAAGGAAGAAGGCCGGGGGCGCGACGUGGCGGACAUCGUCGACCCGCCGACCGUCACUGUGUCCACGACGGCGACCAACGCCGCCAGGGCGGCCCGCGCGGAGGCGGCAGCCGCAGCCGCGCCCGCGGCAGCGGCGCGUACGUCCACCCCCGUCGACGGCGCUUCGGCGGCGGCGAAGGCGGCGGGCGGCGACGCGGAGAUGUCGAAGAGCAGGUUGGUGAGGCUGAGCAGGAUGCUGAAGAAGCUCAACGGCUACUCGUCCCUGUGCAACGUGCUGUCGCUCAUGUCCCUCACCUGGCACCUCUUGCACCUGGCGCGCCGCCUCCAGACGGGCACCGCCUGCUAGGAUCGGCUCGGCUCCUGAUGCUCCGGCUUCAUCGUGUCGUGUGGUGGUUUUCGGCGUCAGUCAAGUCAUAUUGUGGAUCUGACGCAUGUUUGUUCAGUAGUUCUCUUAGGGUUGUACUUGAUGCGUGCUUACAGGCCGGUGUUAACUUGAACGGCAGUAGUCUAGUAGUAAUGCAAGUGUCAAGUUGUAUCUGGUGCUAGGAGUAGCUUGUAGCACUAGCAGCAUGGGUGUAAGUAAAUCUGCAAGUUUUCAGGUCAA